ACCAUAGCCCCUGAUAUCGCUAAUGCCAGGCGGGAGAAGCUAGCCAGAAAGGGAGGACAAGAGGGUUUUAGAGCUCACCUCCAUUCCUACCCCGAUCGACUCUCUCAAACCCUUCUGUCUCCUUUUGAGAUAAUUAAAAUCGAGUGUACACCGCCCCUAGUCGGUGCCCAUUCACCCUAACUCUCCACUGAACUAGGUUUGUAGUACGAGGGAGUGAGGACCCCGAGUCCACCAGCUCAACCCCGGCCCCGCCCCGUCGGCCUGGCCCGGGGCUGGGAGGAGAGGAUGCCUUUGGAGGCGCAGAAUCCGAAACUCUCAGGGGCUCAGCUUUGGAUUUGGUCCCGCCUCUGCGUGUAGGUCGCUGGAGGGCGUCUGUUCUUCACUCAGACAGGACGGGUUUAAAGGAGCAGCUGCUUCAUGGACUCUGGCUCACUCAGGCCGAGAUAUGGAUCAACUCAUAAACAACUUGGAGGUCCAACUUAAUUCAGAAGGUGGCUCAAAGCAUACAUUCAAACAGGUCACUGGCCCUGUUAAAAUUAGAGAUUCCCUUAAGGCAGCAGACAGAGGUAAUAUGACAUCUCCACCACUCCUGGAUGCCAACCCCAUGGAGAACCCAGCACUGUUAAAUGACAUCAAGAUUGAGCCCCCAGAAGAACUUCUGGCUAAUGAUUUCAACCUGCCCCAGGUGGAACCAGUUGACCUCUCCUUUCACAAGCCAAAGUCUCCUCUUCAGCCUGCCAGUAUGCUGCAAGCUCCAAUACGUCCUCCCAAGCCACAGUCUGCUUCCCAGACACUUGUAGUAUCCACUUCAACAUCAGACACAGGCACUUCAGCAAACAUCCCUACUGUUCUGACCCCAGGCUCUAUCCUGGCCUCCUCUCAGGGCACUGGUGGUCAGCAGAUCUUACAUGUGAUUCACAGCAUCCCCUCAGUCAAUCUGCCAAAUAAGAUGGGUAGCCUGAAGGCCAUCCCAGUGAUGGUGCAGUCACUGCCCAUGGUGUAUACUACUUUGCCUGCAGAUGGGAGCCCUGCAGCCAUUACAGUCCCACUCAUUGGAGGAGAUGGCAAAAAUGCUGGAUCAGUUAAAGUUGACCCCACCUCCAUGUCUCCAUUGGAGAUCCCAAGUGACAGUGAGGAGAGUGCAAUUGAGAGUGGAUCCUCAGCCUUACAGGGUAUUCAGGUACAAGAGCCAGCAGCAAUGAGCCAAAUGCAGGGAGAAGAGUCCCUUGACUUGAAGAGAAGACGGAUUCACCAGUGUGACUUUGCAGGAUGCAGCAAAGUGUACACAAAAAGCUCUCACCUGAAAGCCCACCGAAGAAUCCAUACAGGAGAGAAGCCUUAUAAAUGCACCUGGGAUGGCUGCUCCUGGAAAUUUGCUCGCUCAGAUGAGCUAACCCGCCAUUUCCGCAAGCACACAGGCAUCAAGCCUUUCCGGUGCACAGACUGCAAUCGUAGCUUUUCUCGCUCUGACCACCUGUCUCUGCACCGCCGGCGCCAUGACACCAUGUGA
Globicephala melas (long-finned pilot whale) is the source of this 1510-nucleotide messenger RNA. RefSeq names its product KLF transcription factor 8 (gene KLF8). Gene Ontology annotation, biological process: regulation of transcription by RNA polymerase II. Gene Ontology annotation, molecular function: RNA polymerase II cis-regulatory region sequence-specific DNA binding; DNA-binding transcription factor activity, RNA polymerase II-specific. The record is from RefSeq and is a predicted model, not a curated record. Lineage: Eukaryota; Metazoa; Chordata; Mammalia; Artiodactyla; Delphinidae.